CUGUUUGCAAAGCUCCCUUGAAAUCCUGACUCAUCCCAGCUCUGGGUCACAUGCUCCCGCCCGGGCCCUAUCAGGGCCGGCUCCAUCCCACUGUUGCUGCUUUUGCUGCUCUUCCUGCCGCUGGCUCAGAGGACAGAGCUGCUCCCCUUCGCAUCCUGUAUCUUUCCUCUCGCCAUCCAUCUCUGCUUAGUGCGCUGGUGCCUUGGCCAGCCUUCCUGCUUCUGCCUUAGGAAGGAAAGACCAGCUCCGCCAUGUCUAUUGAGAAGGUUCACGCUCGGGAGAUCCUGGACUCUCGUGGGAAUCCAACCGUGGAGGUGGAUUUGUACACAGCUAAAGGGAUGUUUCGGGCAGCUGUUCCCAGUGGCGCCUCCACCGGCAUCUACGAAGCUCUAGAGCUGCGUGACAACGAUAAGUCCAGAUUCCUUGGGAAAGGGGUCCUGCAGGCGGUGGAUCACAUCAACAGCACCAUUGCCCCUGCUCUCCUGAGCUGUGGCCUUUCAGUCGUGGAGCAAGAGAAGAUCGACAGCCUCAUGCUGGAGAUGGACGGGACAGAGAAUAAAUCCAAGUUUGGAGCCAAUGCCAUCCUGGGUGUCUCCCUGGCUGUGUGCAAAGCGGCGGCUGCGGAGAAGGACAUUCCCCUCUACCGACACAUCGCCGACCUGGCUGGAAAUUCUGAUCUCAUUCUGCCAGUACCAGCCUUCAACGUGAUCAAUGGGGGCUCCCACGCUGGGAACAAGCUGGCCAUGCAGGAGUUCAUGAUCUUGCCAGUUGGGGCCGAGAGCUUCCGGGACGCCAUGCGCAUCGGUGCUGAGGUCUAUCACAAUCUCAAGGGUGUGAUCAAGGACAAGUAUGGCAAAGAUGCCACCAAUGUGGGCGACGAAGGAGGCUUUGCCCCUAACAUCCUGGAGAACAGUGAAGCUCUGGAACUCCUCAAGGAAGCCAUUGAGAAAGCUGGCUACACUGACAAGAUUGUGAUCGGCAUGGAUGUGGCUGCAUCGGAAUUCUACAGAGACGGGAAAUAUGACUUGGACUUCAAAUCCCCCGAUGACCCCAGCCGCUAUAUCUCUGCUGAUGAGCUGGGUGACUUGUACCAAAGCUUUGUAAGGGAUUACCCAGUGGUGUCGAUCGAGGAUCCUUUUGAUCAGGAUGACUGGGAGGCCUGGUCCAAGUUCACAGCAAACGUUGGGAUUCAGAUUGUGGGGGACGACCUGACUGUGACCAACCCCAAACGCAUCGAGCGAGCUGUGGAAGACAAGGCCUGCAAUUGCCUUCUGCUGAAAGUCAACCAGAUUGGAUCAGUCACCGAGGCCAUCCAAGCCUGUAAACUGGCCCAGGAAAAUGGCUGGGGGGUGAUGGUGAGUCACCGAUCAGGGGAGACUGAAGACACCUUCAUUGCGGACCUGGUGGUGGGACUCUGUACUGGCCAGAUAAAGACGGGAGCGCCAUGCAGGUCCGAGCGACUGGCGAAAUACAAUCAGUUAAUGAGGAUUGAGGAAGAGCUUGGCGACGAAGCCCACUUUGCCGGGCACAACUUCCGUAACCCCAGCGUCCUAUAAGCCCUGCCCUGGGCACACUCUGGCUUGCCUGCUGACCUCCCAGUGCACAGACUCUGAGUGCCCCUUUAGACCACACCCUCCAUUUCCCCAGCUCCUCUGUCUCCUCUCCCCAUUCCAGCUACCUCCUCUGGCCUCUCACUGGAGCCGCCCUGCCCCCCAAGACGUGUGGAGAACGAAGCUUCC
Podarcis raffonei (Aeolian wall lizard) is the source of this 1739-nucleotide messenger RNA. It is a transcript of the gene ENO2, whose product is annotated as enolase 2. Gene Ontology annotation, biological process: glycolytic process. Gene Ontology annotation, cellular component: phosphopyruvate hydratase complex. The transcript has 12 exons. Gene Ontology annotation, molecular function: magnesium ion binding; phosphopyruvate hydratase activity. The record is from RefSeq and is a predicted model, not a curated record. Lineage: Eukaryota; Metazoa; Chordata; Lepidosauria; Squamata; Lacertidae. The coding region runs from base 252 to 1556 and encodes 434 amino acids.